Messenger RNA from Parastagonospora nodorum SN15, 177 nucleotides. RefSeq lists its product as hypothetical. The record is from RefSeq and is a predicted model, not a curated record. The transcript has 2 exons. Lineage: Eukaryota; Fungi; Ascomycota; Dothideomycetes; Pleosporales; Phaeosphaeriaceae. The coding region runs from base 1 to 177 and encodes 58 amino acids.
AUGGGCACGCUUGUUACGAGCAGUCCUUGGAGCGCGGCCUCGAUGUUCAGACCAUUACCGCGCCGUCUCACAAAAUUUCGUCGACUGCACAGGCUGGGCAACAUACUGAUCCAGAGGCAAAGCGGACCAACUACCGAAUCAGCAAGGGAAAUGAUCGGCGAGCAAAAAGCCCAUUGA